AUGUCUAAACAGCCAUCAGGAACUAAAUCAACCAUAAUAAGUAAAAUUUUACGACUUGUAGUAACAUUGGUUUUCGAUAUUGGUUUACCAUUACUCCUUUAUUCUAUCCUUUCAAGGCGUAUACCAAUCAUCUUGGCACUAAUAAUAUCAAGCAUCCCACCAACAAUUUACAUUAUUAUUAAUUUUAUCCUUCACAAACAAGUAGACCAUAUAGGAAUACUUAUUAUAAUUGGAUACAUUGUCGGAACUAUACUGUCAUUAGUAAAAGAUGAUCCAAGAUUAUUAUUACUACGGGAAUCAUUUGUCACUGGUGUAAUGGGUUUAACUUUCGUUAUCAGCUUGAUUCCGAUCAAAGUUGGCUCAUUUGAAAUGCGACCCUUAACAUACCGUAGUGCCAAACAAUUAGAAUUGAUAGAUCUUGAGGGUUUAACAGAAGAUGAACCUAUUCCUGAACGUUGGGAAAGGCAUUGGAAAUCUUAUCCUAGGUUUCGACAAAUUUUUAUUGUCAUGACAGCUGUUUUUGGUUUUGGUUUACUUUUUGAAGUUCCGGCUCGUGUUUUCAUUAUUUAUUCUAUGCCAACAAUUGAUGAUGCUGUUUAUCUUGCUAGUAUUAUUUUUCCUUGUUGGUUGGGUUGUUUAAUUUUAUUUUCUACCAUUUAUUUAAGAUAUAUGUUUAAAAAAGGUUAUGUGAUUAAGGAUGCUGCUGAAGUUGCUGCUACCAAUUAA
Messenger RNA from Cetraspora pellucida, 726 nucleotides. The record is from the annotation of a GenBank genome assembly. NCBI's taxonomy places the organism in Eukaryota, Fungi, Glomeromycota, Glomeromycetes, Diversisporales, Gigasporaceae.